This is a messenger RNA of Vicia villosa (hairy vetch), 1149 nucleotides long. RefSeq names its product ATPase 1, plasma membrane-type-like. The transcript has a single exon. The record is from RefSeq and is a predicted model, not a curated record. Lineage: Eukaryota; Viridiplantae; Streptophyta; Magnoliopsida; Fabales; Fabaceae. Gene Ontology annotation, biological process: proton transmembrane transport; regulation of intracellular pH. The coding region runs from base 1 to 1149 and encodes 382 amino acids. Gene Ontology annotation, cellular component: plasma membrane. Gene Ontology annotation, molecular function: P-type proton-exporting transporter activity; nucleotide binding.
AUGUGGAAUCAUGGCGACAACAACCCUGCAAGCUGUUCAAGGAUGUCAGUGUCGGCUUCCUUUCCGGUAUUGAAAUGGCCAUCCGACUAUGCUUUUUAUUUAGGAUUGGUCCCCACUAUUGGCUAUGAGUGUAACUGUGUUAUUGGAAGCAAAUUCUUUGUUCUUGCAGCAAAACAUGGAACUGUUAUUCAUGCUUGCAAACUGUUUGAGAAAUUGCCUUAUAGAGAGGUUGUGAUAUGGUCAAAGGUAUUUAAGAACGUUGCUUGCUUUUGCUCAAUUAAUUUGGUUUCCUACUUCUUCCCAUACUCUUUGCUUGUUGUUCGCUUGGUUUUCACUUUUCAAAAUCACCAAGCUUGUCCUAAUGUAGAGCUCAUGAGCACUAUUACGUUUUCACAUGCUAAGGGUUCUCUUCAAAUUUUCAUUGACUUACAAGAUACUCAAACAAAACAUCAAGCAACACAUCUCUCCACCAAAGAAAACAAUAUCGGAAAUGCUGUUGCCGCUCUUAUGGCAGAUUUUGCUCCUAAGACAAAGGUUCUUAGAAAUGGUAAAUGGUGCGAGAAAGAAGCUCCAAUCUUAGUUCCAGGUGAUAUCACUAGCAUCAAACUUUGUGACAUAAUACCAUUAUAUGCUCGUCUUCUAGAAGGUGAUCUUUUAAAGGUUAACCAAGCAACAUUAACAGGAAAAUCACUUCCGGUCACUCGACAUCCAGAACAAAAAGUUUUCUCAUAUUCAACUUGCAAACAAGGAGAAAAUGAAGUCAUUUUUAUUGCAACCACUGUUCACACAUUCAUCAGAAGAGCAACACAUUUGGUUGACAAUAUAAACAAUGUUGGACAAUUCCAUAUGGUUCUCAAAUCAACUGAAAAUUUUUGUACCUGUUCUAUUACAGUUGUAAUUUUGAUUGGUAGAAUUCCUAUUAUUAUGACAACUAUUUUAUUUGUGUCAAGGGCUAUUGGUUCUCAUAAAUUUUCUGAACAAGGUGCUACUACAAAAAGCAUAAUUGCCAUUGAGGAAAUAGCUGGUGUAGCCAUUCUUGACAGUGGAAAGACAGAGACUUUUACAUUUACCACAUUGCUCAUUGAUAUGGACUUGAUUAAAGUUUUUAUUAAGGGUAUAUAUGGAACUUGUGAUUCCUCUUGUUGCUAG